Molecule: messenger RNA, 1167 nt
Organism: Penicillium paradoxum
Lineage: Eukaryota; Fungi; Ascomycota; Eurotiomycetes; Eurotiales; Aspergillaceae
Exons: 2
Coding region: 1-1167 (388 amino acids)
Source: RefSeq, a predicted model, not a curated record
AUGGCACAUUUUCUCGAUCGAGUCCGAACAGUCCUUCGGAGAGGUAAAAGAGGGUCGAUGACCACUGGGCCUAAAGGUUCAGGCUGGAAGCGACUCCCGGCUCAUGCGUUUGUGACGAUCCUAGCAUCUUGUGAAUUGAAGGACAUCGGCUCUUUGUCUCUCUCUUGCCGAGCACUCCAUGACCGGGUUUCACAGCUAGAAUUCGCAAUAGCGUGGGCAUAUAUCCAACUCCGGAAGCGGAAGCAUCAGAAAGGUCAUUUUAUUGACGAAAGCCUGUCACCAGGUGAUGACAUCGCUUUUAUCUCUAAACUAUUCCCUCCCCCGCCGCCUGAGUACAGCACAGGUUUUGUCCAUGACAACGCAGGGUAUUCUCUGAGAUAUCUAGGCGAUUUAAGAAGAUGUUGGAAUACUUGUAUUCGAUUAUCUCAUCACCUAGCUGGACGUGUGGUUGCAUAUCAUCUGAAGACAGACAAAAUUGCCCAGCCUAUGUGGGCAUCGUCUAAGACCGAGAAAGAAGUCAUCUACAGCAGAGCCGUGGCUUCGCUCCAGUCCAAGCUUUUGUAUCCGAUCGCCUACGCAACAUUUUUCCUCGAAUCGUUGGCAUCUUCUGACUCUGACUCUGACUCUGAUGCGUUUGAACAUCAUCCCCAAAAUAUGGCUCUAUCUGUAAAAAGGCAGCAGUCAAUUCUUCAAAAGGCACCAUUCACCGACACUCAGAUCUUCCUAUCAACCCAUCACUGCAUGACUCUUUUAUUUUCGACCGUCCAACGCUUGAUGGGCCCGGAAAUUCCCCAUUCGUCAGCCGAAAGCUGGUUUAGUCUUCUUCUCACCACGUCAACUAUGGAGAGACUUGUCAGCUUUUUUGUUGCCAUAGCGAAAGACGACCAGAGACAACGGAAAGGCGAACAAAAUUCCACGUGGUCUCAUAGAAAGGAGUUCCUAUGGGCGAUGCGGCAGGAUCUGAACGAAUACAUAUUAUCUUUUAACCAGCAUGGCGAACAAAAAAUUGUGCCAAAUCUCAACCACAUAUGGUUCGAAGCGGCAUGCAAUGAGAUGGACCGACGAGGUGCUAUUCCACAUACUGUUGAAGAUACGGAAGUGCAUGUUCUUCACGGGUCUGUUGUUAGAUUGGAGUGUGAAUACUGUUAUCAUUGUUAUCAUGAAUGA